UAGCCGACUCUCAAAGAUCUCGGUUUAAACGUACCGGAGUUUACAUGCAUGAUAUACAUCUUCUUGCUUUCUUUGUAGUCAUUCAUGGGGGGUAUGGCUGUAGCUGGUGCGCUAACAUCAGCGCUAAGGCUAAUGGCUAAAGCAGCUUUCGAGAAAUCAAACGACGGUCUACGAAAAGGAGCAAUGAUAUUCUUAGCAAUCGCAACAGUCAUAGUGUUACUCUGUGUGAUGUUAUACGCCUACGUGUUCCCAAAAUUCCCCAUUGUUAAGUACUACCGGAGAAAAGCUGCUUCUGAAGGUUCCAAAACUGUUUCUGCUGAUCUUGCUGCUGCUGGUAUCCAAAAUCCAUCAGAUUUGACUGAUGAUGAUGAUUCCAAGAAUCAAAGGCUAAGCAACAAAAAGCUGUUGAUUCAAAACAUAGAUUACGCAGUGAGUCUGUUCCUCACCUACGUAUGUACAUUAUCCAUUUUCUCCGGGUUCUUAUAUGAGAACACUGGAAAACAUGGGCUAGGCGAUUGGUACGCGCUUGUCCUGGUAGCAAUGUACAAUUGUUGGGAUCUGGUUGGAAGGUACACGCCGCUGGUGAAAUCGCUCAAGAUUGAGAAUAGAAAAGCGAUCAACUUCGCAGUUCUAUCGCGUUAUUUCCUAAUUCUGGCGUUCUACUUCACCGCAAAAUAUGGUGAUCAAGGAUGGAUGAUUAUGCUCAUUUCUGUUUUGGGAUUGACUAAUGGACAUCUCACUGUUUGCAUUAUGACUAUAGCUCCUAAAGGCUACAAUGUAAUCUCUAUCAACCCUUUUCCUAAGUAG
Messenger RNA from Camelina sativa (false flax), 807 nucleotides. Its product is annotated as equilibrative nucleotide transporter 3-like. Gene Ontology annotation, molecular function: nucleoside transmembrane transporter activity. Gene Ontology annotation, cellular component: plasma membrane. The record is from RefSeq and is a predicted model, not a curated record. NCBI's taxonomy places the organism in Eukaryota, Viridiplantae, Streptophyta, Magnoliopsida, Brassicales, Brassicaceae. Gene Ontology annotation, biological process: nucleoside transmembrane transport.